GCUGAACCAGGAAGUCAGCGACUUUCAUUCAUUCAUGACGUUUUACUGCCUAAAACUAGCGUUAGAUCCAAAAUGCGUCGGAAACAUGAACCUCAGCCAGCAGGCACAUAUCCUCCAAACGCGGAUAAAAAGGAGCAGAGACGGGGAGGGCAAGCUGAAUCUACGGUCCGGGUGUCUUACAGCUCCAUUCUCAUCAACUUUGGGAAAUGUUUACUUCUGAUCGUGAUCGUUCCCCCGUUCCUCAACUACGCGUCGCUGCAGAGAGAAGGACAGGUGCUUCUGCCAAAAGAGGGGCAGAUGGUGGACGUUGGUUUGGGGCAGAAACUGCAUCUCUUGUGCAAAGGACGAGGAAAACCAGCUGUUAUACUAGAUGCACCAACAGGAAUGUCCUCUGACGUCUGGUUCUACGUCCAGGAGAAAAUUUCCUCUCUGACCAAGGUUUGUACAUAUGACAGGGUGGGACUGGGAUUCAGCAAGCGAGUGAUGCAGAACGAAACGACAGGAACAGAGAAAGUCUGGGGGGCGUCCACAACCGGCCGGAUGGUGGACGAUCUGCACCGACUCCUGCGGGCUGCAGAAAUAGCCCCCCCAUUCAUACUCGUUGGCUCAGAGCUCGGAGCGCUCAACAGCAGGUUCUACAGCCACAUUCAUGACGUGCAAGUGUCAGACCUGGUGCUGAUAGAUCCCAUCCCGGAGGACAUUUUUGAAGAGGACCAAUGGAAGGAGUACUGGUAUGGGAGGCUGCUUCCUUCUCUCCAGGUCCGUCAGUUUUCAGCAGCCACGGGUCUGAGCCGCAUGCUGAUCAUCCUGGGGGCCAUGGAGCCGGUGCUAAAGGGAGAAAACCUCACUGAGGAGGUCAUGCAGCGUCAGAAGUACCUCCUUAGUAACCCAGCCCACCAAAGCAGUGCAGUGGACGAGCAUUAUUUCAUGAAUGAAAGUGCUGCUCAAGUCAGGGACAUCACAAAGUUUAAACCCUUCUCCAGCAAGAUAACGGUGAGCAUGCUGACUGGGGAGCUGUUUGACGAGCAAAUACCAGAACACCUGAACCAAAUGGUAGCCCGACAUCAAAAGAGGUUUCUGAAGGAAUCCUACCCAUCGGCCAAUCACGUUCACAUAAAAGGAGCAGACCGGCGAAUGAUCUACAAGCAGCCAUCUGCCAUCAGCCAGCACCUGUGGAAACUCGUCAGCCAGCGUCAAGCCAGACCGCAGAGCGAGUGACCUGUGGCCAGAGAAGGAAGGGACGCCUCAGAUAUGGGCCGAGCUACACCUGAAUAUGUUUUAAAUAUUCAAUAAAACCUCCUGCUUAUCGUUUUA
Molecule: messenger RNA, 1314 nt
Organism: Cyprinodon tularosa
Lineage: Eukaryota; Metazoa; Chordata; Actinopteri; Cyprinodontiformes; Cyprinodontidae
Exons: 11
Coding region: 73-1218 (381 amino acids)
Source: RefSeq, a predicted model, not a curated record